GUGAUUUCUCCUUUCGGACUCCUUUGGCAAUCUAGACUUAUUGAAUAAUCGAGGAGUUUUUGCCAAAGCAAAAUGGCGUCGAUUUUGAAAUUCGUAGCCUUUAUGUGCGUGACAGUUAUUCUUCGAACGGAUGUGAAAGGUUUUAUUCUUUCCUUCAAUCCGGCCGACGUGGGCGCAUCCGGAAGUGGUCAGACCGGCGGCGGAAGUAACGGCGGAUUACCGUAUAACACUCCGAAUUUCGGGAAGGCCGCAAGUGGAUCACUUACCGGUAGCCAAAGCGGAAGUCAAGUGCCUGAAUUCCUUCUCUCAGCAAACGGUCAAACCGGCAGCAAUGUCGCCCAGUCAUCCGGAACGUUAUCCGGAACAUCCGGUCAAUUAACGUCCGGCCAAGCUAAUGCUUCAUUGUCUGGGACAGGUGGUCAAGCGUCAAGUUCGUCUACUGGAACUUCUGGACAGUCUUCCAGUGGUCAAUCAACUGGCACCCUAAAUGGGACUUCUGGUCAAUCCACAUCCGGGCAGUCAAGCGGAUCACUGGUCGGAACUAGCGGUCAGUCAACGACUGGUCAAGGUUCAGCGUCGCUAAUUGGAACUAGUGGCCAAUCCAUGACCGGUCAGUCAAACACAAGUCUUGCAGGAACAAGCGGUCAGUCAACAUCCGGGCAAUCAAGCGGGACACUGUCUGGGACCAACGGUCAAUCUACUUACGGCCAGGGAAGUUCCAGUCUAGCCGGUACAAAUGGACAAAAUAGCGGAACUUUAGCCGGUACGGGCGGUCAGUCGAUGACUGGUCAAUCAAGCGCAUCGCUUUCUGGCACAAACGGUCAAUCCACGAACGGUCAAGCUGGAUCAAGUCUGGCUGGUACUACCGGACAAAACAGCGGUAGCUUAGCAGCCACCGGGGGUCAAUCAAUGGCAGGUCAAUCAAGCGGAACAUUGAGCGGAACUAAUGGUCAAUCCACCAGUGGUCAAGCUGCUACAAGUCUUGUCGGAACCAGCGGACAAUCAAUGACCGGUCAGUCAAGCGGGACGUUGGGUGGAACUAACGGUCAAUCUACCAGUGGUCAAGCUAACACAAGUCUUGUCGGGACCAGUGGUCAAUCAAUGAACGGUCAGUCAAGCGGAACAUUAAGUGGAACUAACGGUCAAUCCACCAGUGGUCAAGCUGCUACAAGUCUUGUCGGAACCAGCGGUCAAUCAAUGACCGGUCAGUCAAGCGGGACGUUGAGUGGAACUUACGGUCAAUCUACCAGUGGUCAAGCUAACACAAGUCUAGUCGGGACCAGUGGUCAAUCAAUGACCGGUCAGUCAAGCGGAACAUUGAGUGGAACUAACGGUCAAUCUACCAGUGGUCAAGCUAACACAAGUCUUGUCGGGACCAGUGGUCAAUCAAUGACCGGUCAGUCAAGCGGAACAUUGAGUGGAACUAACGGUCAAUCUACCAGUGGUCAAGGAGGCACAAGCCUUGUUGGAACAGCUGGUCAGUCAAGCGGUACGCUGUCCGGAACAAAUGGUCAAUCUACCAGUGGUCAAGCUAACACAAGUCUUGCCGGUACAAACGGACAAAACAGUGGAACUUUAGUCGGGACGGGCGGUCAGUCGAUGACUGGUCAAUCAAGCGCAUCGCUUUCUGGUACAAACGGUCAAUCAACGAACGGUCAAUCGGGUUCAGGUCUAGCUGGUACUACCGGACAAAGUAGCGGUACAUUAGCGGGAACCAAUGGUCAGUCUAUGUCCGGUCAGUCAAGCGCAUCGCUUUCUGGUACAAACGGUCAAUCCACGAACGGUCAAACUGGUUCAAGUCUGGCUGGUACUGACGGACAAAAUAACGGGACCUUAGCAGGAACCAGUGGUCAAUCCAUGACUGGUCAAUCAAGCGCAUCCCUUUCAGGAACAAACGGUCAAUCCACGAACGGCCAAACUGGAUCAGAUCUUGCUGGAACAAAUGGUCAAAAUACUGGAACAUUAGCAGGAACCAGCGGUCAGUCUAUGACUGGUCAAUCGAGCGCAUCUCUUUCUGGUACUGGUGGGCAAAAUAAUGGAACGCUGGCCGGGACGUCUGGUCAGUCGAUGGCCGGUCAGUCAAGCGCCUCACUUUCCGGUACAAACGGUCAGUCGACGAACGGGCAAUCAGCUGCUUCACUUUCCGGGACGAACGGACAAGCGCCCGGAAAUAUGGCAGGUGGUCUGGUGGCCUGUCCGCAUUUCCCGCUCAAUUGUCCCUCGCAGUACGUGCUCAUGGACAGCAAUGGUUGCUUGAUCUGUACACUCCUCAACCAAAGUCAGCUAUCGGUAACCGCCCCAGUAUCGUCGAUGACGACGACCGGUCCAAUAGUUACCGGUACGACAAUGACAUCGUCGUCCAUCGUGACGUCAUCAUCAGGCUCCGCAAUGACGUCACAGACGUGUCCUCCUCGCCGCUGCGUGGCGCCUUGCAACAAAGGGGUCACAAUCGGAGCCGACGGAUGCCCUAUGUGCAUCUGCUAAAAAAAUAACAAAAGUGAAAUGGAACGAUUUAUUCACAAACGAAAAGCUAUUUCUGUGUUUAUACAUCGUUUUACUCAAUUGGAUAAAUACAGCUUCUUGAGAGUG
Messenger RNA from Dreissena polymorpha, 2589 nucleotides. RefSeq lists its product as uncharacterized. NCBI's taxonomy places the organism in Eukaryota, Metazoa, Mollusca, Bivalvia, Myida, Dreissenidae. The transcript is spliced from 5 exons. The record is from RefSeq and is a predicted model, not a curated record. Bases 73 to 2484 code for a protein of 803 amino acids.